Messenger RNA from Jaminaea rosea, 4156 nucleotides. RefSeq lists its product as hypothetical. The transcript has a single exon. Bases 56 to 3991 code for a protein of 1311 amino acids. The record is from RefSeq and is a predicted model, not a curated record. NCBI's taxonomy places the organism in Eukaryota, Fungi, Basidiomycota, Exobasidiomycetes, Microstromatales. Gene Ontology annotation, molecular function: single-stranded telomeric DNA binding.
CCCGCUCUUUCCUUUCCUCUCCAUCACAUCUCCAAACCCGCUUGCCAACGCCGCCAUGGCGCCGCCAUCGUCGUCGUCCCCGUCGAGUAGCGGUGGCAGCUCCCGACGUCGCAGUGCCGGCUCGUCCUCCUCCUCGUCGUCCUCCUCGACGCCACGCUUCCUCACCCCGAAGGAUGAGGAUCGCCUAGGCAAGCUGGUCACUUCCAAAGCCGCCUUUGCCUCCAAGAUCCAACAAGGGCGGGGAGCGAUGGUCUGUCUCUUCCUCGAGCUCAAGGACGUCAAUGGCGGCGAGAAGCCCUAUGAGUCUAUGGACAUCGAAGCACACCCACUCCUUCCUAGCAGGCAGCGAGCCUCGAUUGACAAUGAGCGUGUCAAGCUCACCUUCGACGGCACAAUCGUCAGCGACUUUCGCGACUUUCUCUAUGAGCACAGCACAACGCUGGAUGCUGCUACUCCUAUUCGAUGCUUGGUCAGCGGGUAUGGAGCGCGUGUGACUGCAAAGAAUAAGACGAUCAUGUACGACCGGGAUGAGCUGGUCGUGAAGCUGUGGACCCCGGCGGUGGAGGUUAAGCCCGUGAAGGGUAGGAAGGCCGCGCUGGCUUCAGAGAGCCAGCCGCAAAGCCAAUCACAGGCAUCGCAGGGCGAGGGCGAGCACUUGUGGUUCGAUCGAUACCGAAGGGAGGAACUGCAGGAUACCCAGGCAGAUCCAGUCGAUCCUCCUCUCAGCGAGCCAGUCCAGAGCACUCAGGCUAUCAAUCCUCUGGUCGAGGAUCAGCAUAGCCACGCGACGGACUCUGCGGCAAUCGCUCCCGCCACCGCACCUCAGACGCAUACGCAGACGCAGACUCAAGAGUCGCAAGCAAGCUCGCCGCCACGCUGGAACUCCUCGCCGCCACGCUGGAAUUCCUCCCCUUCACACGGCGCAGACGAGAAUGCGCUUGGCCCCUUGCUAUCCCUUGCGUCUUCAUCUAGUCACGAGGGGCCUAGCCAGGAUCAGCCUGCCAAAGACGACGUACCUGCACCUGCUUCCUCCGAUCAGCCCGCUGGCCCAUCCAGCGAUGAAGCCAGCGCGCCUACGCCUGUGUCGCAGCCUGCUCCCCCCGCUCCCCCCGCUCAGCCCACUACGUCAACUCAGCCCGAUGUUGCCAACCUUGCCACGCAGACUGCCGCAGCCAGCAUCGCUGCGCAUUCGCCGAGUAAGACAGCCGAAGACGACGUCAUCCUUGUCCCCUCGGCUACCCCAUCUUCCCCGCCAAAGUCUAACGGCGAGGACUGGUUCAACACUCCGCAGAAGAAAGAGCGCGCAUUUGCUCCCCGAAGCGCCAGCGCACACGACGACGACUCCAAUGCACCGGACGAAGCUGCCCUCUUGGCGGAAGCCGAGGCCUCGCAGUCGCAGGCUGGGCCCUCCGCCCAAGCGUUCCAGCCUCGCGCUCCAACCUUGGGAAGUUGGCCUGUUGCUAGUCGUCCUGCGUCGCGCCGUAUCACGCCCUCCUCUCUCACCUCGAUCACCCUCCUAGACGACUGCCGCCUCGACUCGAAGCGUACCUACAAGUUCCUCGGCGUGAUUCACACCUGUCAAUCCCCACGCCGCACGAACGGCUAUAACAAGAAUCUCUCGAUGCACGUUGUCCUCGUCGACAAGUCCGGCUACCUCAAGACGAUGUUCUUUUCCAGUGGUCCCGAGGAGAUUGACGAGUUUGCGCAAGGCGUGACCGUCCUCAUCGAGCCUGUCAGUCUACAGGAGUGGCCAGGAGCCAAGAACCCACGCCAGGGCAAAGCAGAACAGGGCGUCUGGCGUGCCGCGUUCAUGCCUGCUCCGCAGCCGGAAGAGCCACUCGACUCGGGCGCUGUUCGCGGAACGCUUCGCCCGCGUGACGAGGAGUACGAGCGCAUGUUGGCGUUGCGCAAUUGGUACCAUUUCGAACGCGGCAACGUCGAGUCGCUCCGCAAGUACCCUACCGCCUGGCUACGCCCGCUCAAAACCAUCUCGGAGCUUCGUGGUCGAGCGGAGAAUGGCGGCCCCGAGUUCUACGACCUCCUCGCGCAAGUCGUCGAGGUCUACGAGCCAGGCGGACCCAAUCAGCCCGCGACCGUGUACGUGACCGACUAUACCUACUCAGAGAAAGUGCGCUCCAUCUACGAUAUGCAUCUGGGUUACGAGGAGAGCGAGUACAUGCCUCGCGCUGUCAAGAGCAAGACGAAGGUUGGUGGCGGCUGGGUUAUGGGCGUUGCCCUCUUCUCCAAGCAGCAGCACGCCCUUUUCGGCAUCAGCAAGGGGCAAUUCAUCCUUUUCUCUGGCUUGCGAUCACGCUGGCACGACGAGUAUGGCUUGAGCGCAGCAGUGGGGAGCGACACGGAUUCAUCGCUCAAGUUGAGGGAGGGGGCGGAUCAGCCUGGAAUGGACGUGCUGCUUGCAAGGAAGAAGGAGUGGGAAGAGAAGAGAGAGAGGGAGAUCAAGGAUAGGGAGGAGCGCGAGGGUGAGAUGGAGGAGGUUUGGGAGGAGGUGCACGGGAGCGGGGCCAUGAAUCAGAUGCCCUCGGUCUCGAUCGGUAAGAAGGAGAAGGACGAAGUUGGAGUUGGGGGCGAUGGGGCGGAGAUGCACGCGGCGAUGGACGCUCAAACGCAGAAUGGUACGCAGCAGGAGGAGGAGGCCAGCCACGACAAUAGUCUCGGAGGCGAAUACCAGAUGGUCGAGAAGCCCGUGGGUGAAGCAGAGAACGGGGUUGCGGAGCACUCCGUCCAGAGCGAGGCCCCUCGAGAGCAAGUCGCUCUGGAGCAACAGCGGGCGGACGAAGCCGUCCAAGGGCAAGAACAGCAGCACGGCGAAGCCGAUACUACGAUGGCAACGGGCGAGACAGACCCCGCCGCAGUCCAAGACAUCCCGAGGAUCACCGGCGGAGGGCUACCAGCAAGUAAAGAGCCGAACAGCAACGGCGGUGACGACCUUGAUGGCGAGGACUCAGCCAUGUCAAAUGCAGAGAAGGGCGAAGGCGACCAGUCUCCUCCGCAGCCUGGGCCUGAGACUGAAGAUCGAGCACAUCAACAGCAAGAGGGUUCCCACCAGCAAGCCGUCGACGAGCAGCAGGCAUCUCAACAGCCCGUGGAGGAGCAACCAGCCAAUCCUCCGGCGGCACCGAUCGACGACGCUACCGACCAAUACAUGGCCCCAAUCGAGGACGUGCCCGUCGAGCAAAGCAUCGCCUCCGUAGAAGAGGCUGCUCUUCCCACGAAUGGCCACACGAAUGGCGUCAACGCCGCAAGCGCAACGGUAGUCAUCGACCGUACGGCCUUCGCGUCCGUUUCGACCGCCUCGUCGUCCGUGGACGCCGAUCAAAUUCCCAGUAUGACCGUAGCUCAAAUCGGAGAGCUCUUCCCAGCGGCUCAACCGGAGUUCCAUGACUUCAAGGUCUACGCGAUGAUCAAGGGGGCGAAGCUGCUUGAUGUCAAGCCAAGGGAGGCUAAGGAGUGGAUUAGAGGCGGAAAGAAGGGCAAGCAGAUCAUGAUGGCUCUGCUGCUGGCUGAGCAGGGUGAAGGCGAGGAGCUAGGCAUGAGCAUCAACCCACAUCGCUGCUUGCCUGUGUUACUCUCAGGCGAUGCAGCUUGCCAGUUCUUUGGCGUCGACGCUAGACGUCUCAGCGAGGACAUCGACUACGAAAGCGUAGCCCUCGCGAUCGUCAAGAAGAAGCUAGAGGGCUUAGCAACCGUACAGCCCGCUAGUACGGUGAUCAACGGCAGCAACGGCGCACCGCACGCUAAUCUCGUCAACGGCGAUCGUCACACCGGCAAUACUGAAAGCGACGACGACGACGAGCAAGCAGCCUGGCGACGUAUGCAUCAGCUUCCACUGCAUGACUGGGGCCUCUCGAUCUGGAAGGGAAAGAAGAGCGGAAAGGUUCAGGUGAGCGUGUGGGGAUGCGAGGUUAAGGUAGCCGGCAGCGGGCGAGAAGGCGAGGGGGAGGGAGAGCCAGAGGAAGCUCGAGAAGUGUGAGGGGGGGCGAGGAGGAAGACUACAGUAGACUCCGCGUCUUCCGUAGCUGGUUGGCGGGCCUUGGCGUGGUUUUUUUGUUUGUCACAUUUACGCAUCCGAGCUCCAUAAUGAGCUCACUCAUCGACGACGUCGCGUACCAUCAUUUCAAUACCAUCUCAAUCAUCC